AUGGAUCACCUCAUGAACAGCUUGGAAGUCCAGCUUAAUUCACAAAGUGGUUCAAUGCAGGCGUUCAGACAGGUCACUGGCCCUGUUCAGAUCAGAGAUCCCUCUGUGACAGCACACAGAAGUAAUAUGACUUCUUCCCCACUCCUGGAUGCGAGCCCAAUGGAGCACCCAGCACUGUUUAAUGAUAUCAAGAUCGAGCCUCCAGAGGAGCUCCUGGCUAGUGAUUUCAGCCUGCCCCAGGUGGAACCAGUUGAUCUCUCCUUUCACAAGCCGAAGGCUCCUCUCCAGCCUGCUAGCAUGCUGCAAGCUCCAAUACGGCCUCCCAAGCCACCGUCUGCAGCCCAGGCCAUGGUGGUGCCCACUUCAUCUGACACAGGCCCUUCAGCGGCCAUUCCUACCGUUCUCACACCAGGCCCUAUCCUGGCGUCCUCUCAGGGGACGGCAGGCCAGCCGAUUUUACAUGUGAUUCAUACCAUUCCCUCAGUCAGUUUGCCAAAUAAGAUGGGUGGACUAAAGACAAUCCCACUGGUGGUGCAGUCUUUGCCUAUGGUCUAUACCAGUCUGCCUGCAGACGGGAGUCCUGCAGCUAUUACUGUCCCACUCAUUGGAGGGGACGGCAAAAAUGCUGGGUCAGUCAAAGUUGACCCCACCUCCAUGUCUCCACUGGAGUUUCCAAGUGAUAGCGAUGAGAGUGCCAUUGAGAGUGGAUCUUCAGCCUUACAGAGUCUGCAUGGAUUGCAGCAAGAACCAGCAACGCUGGCCCAAAUGCAGGGAGAAGACUCUCUCGACUUAAAGAGAAGACGGAUUCACCAGUGUGACUUUGCCGGAUGCAGCAAAGUGUACACCAAAAGCUCUCACCUGAAAGCUCACCGCAGAAUCCAUACAGGAGAGAAGCCUUACAAAUGCACCUGGGACGGCUGCUCCUGGAAGUUUGCCCGCUCGGAUGAGCUCACUCGCCAUUUCCGUAAGCACACGGGCAUCAAGCCGUUCAGGUGCACAGACUGCAACCGCAGUUUUUCUCGAUCUGACCACUUGUCCCUACACCGCCGGCGUCAUGACACCAUGUGA
Molecule: messenger RNA, 1068 nt
Organism: Arvicola amphibius (Eurasian water vole)
Lineage: Eukaryota; Metazoa; Chordata; Mammalia; Rodentia; Cricetidae
Gene: Klf8
Product: Kruppel like factor 8
Exons: 5
Coding region: 1-1068 (355 amino acids)
Biological process (GO): regulation of transcription by RNA polymerase II
Molecular function (GO): RNA polymerase II cis-regulatory region sequence-specific DNA binding; DNA-binding transcription factor activity, RNA polymerase II-specific
Source: RefSeq, a predicted model, not a curated record